Messenger RNA from Physeter macrocephalus (sperm whale), 248 nucleotides. RefSeq lists its product as uncharacterized. The transcript is spliced from 2 exons. The annotation marks the transcript as partial. Gene Ontology annotation, molecular function: hydrolase activity. The record is from RefSeq and is a predicted model, not a curated record. Lineage: Eukaryota; Metazoa; Chordata; Mammalia; Artiodactyla; Physeteridae.
AUGACGGAUUUGUUGUGGUCUGACCCUUCGCCCAUUCCCGGGCGAUCGCCGUCGAAGCGAGGCGUCGCCUGUCAGUUCGGGCCUGACAUCACUGCAUCAUUUCUCAAACAAAAUAAUUUGAAGCUCGUCAUCCGCUCCCACGAGAUGAAGGACGAAGGCUACGAAGUGGAACACAAUGGCAAGCUGAUAACGGUCUUCAGCGCGCCGAACUACUGCGACCAGAUGAAGAACAAAGGGGCUUUCAUUCG